UUUCAUGUUCAUGUUCAUUUCACACUCACUCGCUUACUCACUCUCAGUCUCACACACUCUCUCUCAUUUCAUUUCUCUCCGGAAAACCUUUCCCCUUCGAAACCCUCUUUCUCUCUCGCUCUUUGUUGUUUCGAUCGGUUUCGCGCAACGAGGUUCUUUGCAUUUUCUAGGGUUUUGCGAGCUGAGCGAGACGUUUGAAUUGAACAGCUUUUGUUUCGCUCCUGAGGUAGAAUCAGGCACUGUAAUUGACCACGAAAGUAAUGGAGGAUAAUCCCCCUUCAAGUGUUUUAGAUGGGACCGUUGUUGGGAUCAAAUUUGGUAUGGCUACACGCCAGGAAAUUUGUACAGCAUCCAUUAGUGACUCUUCAAUUAGUCAUGCUAGUCAGCUGUCAAAUCCAUUCCUUGGGCUGCCCCUUGAGUUUGGCAGAUGUGAAUCUUGUGGUACUUCUGAAGUUGGAAAAUGCGAAGGUCACUUCGGAUAUAUUGAGUUGCCAAUUCCAAUAUAUCACCCAAGUCAUAUCAGUGACUUGAAACGGAUGCUGAGCAUGGUCUGCUUAAACUGCCUAAAAUUAAGGAAAACCAAGCUUCCAGCUUCAAGCAGUGGUUUAGCCCAGAGAUUAAUAUCUCCUUGUUGUCAGGAGGAUAAGGCUGCUCUAGUUUCUAUUCGGGAAGUUAAAACAAGUGAUGGGGCUUGUUAUCUGGCGUUGAAAGUAUCCAAAUCCAAGAUGCAAAAUGGUUUUUGGAGUUUCUUAGAAAAAUAUGGUUAUCGCUAUGGGGGUGAUCACACUCGAGCCUUGCUUCCUUGUGAGGCAAUGGAAAUUAUUAAGAGAAUUCCGAUAGAGACAAAAAAAAAGCUUGCUGGAAAAGGAUAUUUUCCUCAAGAUGGAUAUGUUUUGAAGUAUCUUCCGGUGCCACCAAAUUGCUUGUCUGUGCCAGAAGUUUCAGACGGUGUCAGUGUCAUGUCGUCGGAUCCUUCCAUAACAAUUCUCAGAAAAUUGCUCAGGAAGGUUGAAAUCAUAAAAAGCUCUAGAUCUGGUGAACCAAAUUUCGAGUCUCAUCACGUAGAAGCAAAUGAUUUGCAGUCUGUGGUUGAUCAAUAUUUUCAAAUUAGAGGAACUUCUAAGCCAGCACGUGAUAUAGAGACACAUUUUGGGGUCAAUAAAGAGCUUACUGCAUCCUCAACAAAAGCAUGGCUUGAGAAAAUGAGGACAUUAUUUAUAAGAAAGGGUUCAGGUUUUUCUUCCCGGAAUGUAAUUACUGGAGAUUGUUAUAAGAGGAUAAAUGAAGUAGGAAUUCCGGUUGAAGUUGCCCAACGGAUAACGUUUGAGGAGAGAGUUAACAUCCACAACAUCAGAUAUUUACAGAAGUUGGUUGAUGAACAUUUGUGCCUGACCUACAAGGAAGGUGGGUCAACUUAUUCACUCAGGGAGGGCUCAAAGGGGCACAUAUAUCUCAAGCCUGGUCAGAUAGUGCAUCGGAGGAUUAUGGAUGGGGAUAUUGUCUUCAUCAACAGACCACCUACAACACACAAGCACUCCUUACAAGCCCUUUAUGUUUACAUCCAUGAAGACCACACUGUGAAGAUAAAUCCUUUAAUUUGUGGACCACUUGGGGCUGAUUUUGAUGGUGACUGUGUCCAUCUGUUUUAUCCGCAAUCACUUGCUGCUAAAGCUGAAGUUGUGGAGCUAUUUUCUGUGGAGAAUCAACUGCUCAGCUCUCACAGUGGUAAUUUGAACCUACAGUUAUCCACAGACUCGUUGUUGUCACUGAAGAUGUUGGUCAAGAGAUGUUUUUUUGAUAGAGCAGCAGCUAAUCAAUUGGCGAUGUUUAUUUUGCUUCCUUUGCCUCGGCCUGCUUUGCUCAAGGCCAGUUCUGGUGAUGCUUGUUGGACUUCCAUCCAAAUUUUACAGUGUGCUUUACCUUUGGGUUUUGAUUGCACUGGGGGACGGUAUUUGAUUAGGCAGAGUGAGAUCUUAGAAUUUGAAUUCAGCAGGGAUGUUCUGCCUGCAACCGUAAAUGAAAUAGCAGCUUCAAUUUUCUUUGGCAAGGGUCCCAAGGAGGCACUUAAUUUCUUUGAUGUAUUGCAACCCUUUUUGAUGGAAAGCUUAUUUGCGGAAGGGUUUAGUGUUAGCCUGGAAGAGUUUUCAAUAUCCAGGGCAAUUAAAAGGAUAAUAAGAAAAAGCAUUGGAAAAGUUUCUUCUCUGCUGUAUCAGCUGAGGUCCUUGUACAAUGAGCUGGUGGCGCAGCAACUGGAGAAGCACAUUCGAGAUGUUGAACUUCCUAUCAUUAAUUUUGCUCUAAAGUCAACUAAAUUAGGAGAUUUAAUUGAUUCGAAGAGUAAAUCUGCUAUUGAUAAGGUUGUUCAGCAGAUUGGGUUUUUAGGGCAGCAACUUUUUGAUAGGGGAAGAUUCUACUCAAAGGGAUUGGUAGAUGAUGUGGCAUCACAUUUUCAUGCAAAGUGUUGUUAUGACGGGGAUGGUUAUCCCUCUGCUGAGUAUGGACUGCUCAAAGGGUGUUUUUUUAAUGGUUUGGAUCCAUACGAAGAGAUGGUGCAUUCGAUUUCAACAAGGGAAAUAAUGGUGCGUUCUUCGAGAGGAUUAUCUGAACCAGGAACACUCUUUAAGAAUUUGAUGGCCAUCCUUCGGGAUGUUGUUAUCUGUUAUGAUGGAACUGUCAGAAACAUUUGUAGUAAUUCCAUCAUCCAGUUUGAAUACGGGAUACAAGCUGGAGACAAAAGUGAGCACUUAUUCCCUGCUGGUGAGCCUGUAGGUGUGUUGGCUGCAACUGCUAUGUCAAAUCCUGCUUACAAGGCUGUCCUUGAUGCUAGUCCUAGUAGCAACUCUUCAUGGGAGUUGAUGAAGGAAAUAUUACUCUGCAAGGUUAAUUUUAGGAAUGAACUUGUUGAUAGGCGUGUCAUUUUGUACUUGAAUGACUGUGAUUGUGGAGGGAGUUAUUGCCGAGAAAAUGCAGCAUAUUCAGUUAAAGAUCAAUUGAGAAAAGUCAGUCUCAAGGAUGCAGCUGUGGAGUUCAUUAUUGAAUACCAACAACAGCGAACUCAAAAGGAAAAUUCUGAAACUGAUGUUGGACUUGUUGGUCAUAUUUAUUUGGAUGAGAUGAUGUUAGAGGAGCUGAAGAUCAGCAUGGCCUAUGUUUUCGACAAAUGCCAUGAAAGACUCAAGUCUUUUAGUCAGAAAAAGAAAGUUAAUCAAUCUUUGAAGAACAUUGAAUUAUCAUUUAGUGAGUCUUGCUCAUCUUCACAUCCUGCUGCACCAUGUUUAACAUUUUGGCUAAAGAAUUAUGAUAGUGAUUUGGAUAAUGCUGUAAAGGUCCUGGCUGAAAAGAUCUGCCCUGUUCUGUUUAAAACAAUAAUCCAAGGAGACCCGCGCAUUAGCUCUGCGAGUAUAAUCUGGGUUAGUCCAGAUACAAACACAUGGGUCCGAAACCCUUAUAAAUCUUCUAAUGGUGAAUUGGCACUUGACAUCAUUCUCGAGAAGGAAGCUGUCAAGCAGAGUGGCGAUGCUUGGAGAGUUGUACUUGAUGCCUGCCUUCCUGUUCUUCACUUGAUUGAUACCAGGCGUUCCAUCCCUUACGCUAUUAAGCAGAUUCAGGAAUUACUGGGGAUAUCAUGUACUUUUGAUCAAGCGAUUCAGCGUGUUGCAGCAUCUGUGAAAAUGGUGGCGAAAGGUGUACUUAGGGAGCAUCUAAUUCUGUUAGCUAGUAGUAUGACUUGUGGUGGGAACUUGGUUGGCUUUAAUAUAGGUGGAUAUAAAGCUCUGUCUCGUCAAUUAAAUAUACAAGUACCAUUCACAGAUGCAACACUCUUUACACCUAAAAAGUGUUUUGAGAGAGCUGCUGAGAAAUGCCAUACUGAUUCUCUGUCAAGCAUAGUUGCCUCCUGUUCCUGGGGUAAACAUGUGGCAGUUGGUACAGGAUCAAAAUUUGAUGUUGUUUGGGAUGCAAAUGAGAUAAAAUCAAAUGAAAUUGAAGGGAUGGAUGUUUACAGUUUUCUUCACAUGGUGAAAAGCUUUACCAAUGGCGAAGAAGAAACCGAUGCUUGUUUGGGUGAAGAUAUUGAUGAUUUGCUGGAAGAAGAAUAUAUGGACUUGGGCAUGUCCCCACAACAUAACUCUGGUUUUGAAGCUGUCUUUGAAGAGAAUCCUGAAGUACUGAAUGGUUCAACAUCCAAUGGUUGGGAUGUAAGUUCAAAUCAGGGUGAAUCAAAAACCAAUGAGUGGUCAGGUUGGGCAAGUAGUAACAAAGCUGAAAUAAAAGAUGGUAGAUCUGAAAUUGCCCCCAAGAAUUCUUGGGGGAAAACUGUCAACCAAGAAGACUCUUCCAAGUCUAACCCUUGGAGUACAAGCACCAUAGCAGAUCAGACAAAAACUAAAUCUAAUGAAUGGUCUGCCUGGGGAAGUAACAAGUCUGAAAUACCAGUUGGUUGGGCAAGUAGUAACAAAACUGAAAUAAAAGAUGGUAGAUCUGAAACUGCCCAAGAGAAUUCUUGGGGGAAAACUGUCAACCAAGAAGACUCUUCCAAGUCUAAUGCUUGGAAUACAAGCACCACAGUAGAUCAUGCAAACACUAAAUCUAAUGAAUGGUCUGCCUGGGGAAGUAACCAGUCUGAAAUACCAGCUGGUGGAUCUAAAGCAGUUCAAGAAGAUUCUUGGGGCUCAAGUAAGUGGAAGGCUGAUGUUGCCCAAGAAGACAAUUCCAGGCUUGGUGCUUGGGAUGCAAAUGCAGCAGAUCAGACAAAAUCUAGUGAAUGGUCGGGUUGGGGAAAGAAGAAAGAUGUUACCCAAGAAGACAAUUCCAGGCUUGGUGCUUGGGAUGCAAAUGCAGCAGAUCAGACAAAAUCUAGUGACUGGUCGGGUUGGGGAAAGAAGAAAGAUAUUACCCAAGAAGACAAUUCCAGGCUUGGUGCUUGGGAUGCAAAUGCAGCAGAUCAGACAAAAUCUAGUGAAUGGUCGGGUUGGGGAAAGAAGAAAGAUGUUACCCAAGAAGACAAUUCCAGGCUUGGUGCUUGGGAUGCAAAUACAGCAGAUCAGACAAAAUCUAAUGAAUGGUCAGGUUGGGGAAAGAAGAAAGAAGUUACCCAAGAAGACAAUUCCAGGCUUGGUGCUUGGGAUGCAAAUGCAGCAGAUCAGACAAAAUCUAAUGAAUGGUCAGGUUGGGGAAAGAAGAAAGAUGUUACCCAAGAAGACAAUUCCAGGUUUGGUGCUUGGGAUGCAAAUGCAGAAGAUCAGACAAAAUCUAAUGAAUGGUCAGGUUGGGGAAAGAAGAAAGAUGUUACCCAAGAAGACAAUUCCAGGCUUGGUGCUUGGGAUGCAAAUGCAGCAGAUCAGACAAAAUCUAAUGAAUGGUCAGACUGGGGAAAGAAGAAAGAAGUUACCCAAGAAGACAAUGUCCAAGAUUCUUGGGGCUCCGGUAAGAGGAAAGACAAAGUUACCCAAGAAGACAAUUCUGGGUCUGGUGGUUGGGGUGCCAACAGAACAGAUCUGGCAAAAUCCAAAUCUAGUGAAUGGUCCAGCUGGGGAAAGAACAAGUCUGAAAUACCAGCUGGUGGAUCUGAAAAUGUGCAGAAUGACUCAUGGGGCUCGGGUAAAUUGGAAGAUGAUACCCAAAAAGAAAAUUCUGGGUCUGCAUGGGUGAGAAAUAAAGCUGAAACAAUAGAUGGUGGGUCAGAAAAGCCCCAAGAGGAUGCUUGGAAUUCUGGUAAUUGGAAAGCUGAAUCAAAAGUCGGCAAUGCCUCUUGGGGAAAACCCAAAUCCUCAGAAAGUCAAGCAUGGGAUUCCCAUAAUCAGUCAAAUCAAAAUUCAAGUUCACAGGGAUGGGAAUCACAUAUUGCUUCAGCUAAUUCAGAAAGUGAAAAAGGUUUUCAGUGGGGAAAGCAAGGUAGAGACUCGUUUAAGAAAAAUCGAUUUGAAGGUUCGCAAGGCCGGGGUUCAAAUGCUGGUGACUGGAAAAAUAGGAAUCGCCCACCUAGAGCACCUGGACAGAGAUUGGACAUUUAUUCAUCUGGUGAGCAGGAUGUUCUGAAGGAUAUUGAACCCAUUAUGCAGUCUAUCAGACGAAUCAUGCAACAACAGGGGUACAAUGAUGGGGACCCACUGGCUGCUGAAGAUCAACUUUUUGUACUGGAGAAUGUCUUUGAGCACCACCCAGAUAAAGAAACCAAAAUGGGCACUGGAAUUGAUUAUGUCAUGGUUAACAAACACAGUAGUUUCCAGGAAAGUAGAUGCUUUUAUGUGGUUUGUAAAGAUGGUGAAAGCAAGGACUUUUCCUACCGGAAGUGUUUGGCCAACUAUAUAAGCAAGAAGUAUCCUGACCUUGCUGAAUCAUUCCUUGGAAAAUAUUUUCGGAAACCUCGUGCACGGGGGGACCAGACUGCAACACCAGGGCGGGAUGAAGCAGCCACUCCGGGUGAGCAGACAGCAACGCCAGGCCGGGAUGAAGCAGCAACUCCGGCUGAGCAGAUCUCAACACCCACCCCUAUGGAAACCAAUGAGUAGAUUACAGUUGUGUCCAUAAUAUUGUACAGAAACAGUGCAGUUGAGGCCACUGAAUAGUUUGUCAUAGCUGACCAAUUUUCCUGUAGGAAAGUGUUCCUCUUUUUGGUGAACAGUUAGAUGGUAAUUUUUUUAGCAUGUGAAUGAUGAUAGCAAACACCCUUGUGCAGAUGUUAAUAUUGUUCUGAUGAUUACAGCACAUAUGAUGUACCUAGCAAACUUUGCUCAUCAUUUUGUUUAAUCAUCAAUGGCACCUGGGUUUCAGACCUUGAUUGGACCACUGAUGCAAAAAUGGCAUCCUUGUGAUUAGAGUUUCAUGAAUCAGAUUGUGGCUUAUAUUCUGUUUAAUAGGUUACUAAGCAUUUCCGAGUUAUA
Molecule: messenger RNA, 6881 nt
Organism: Glycine soja
Lineage: Eukaryota; Viridiplantae; Streptophyta; Magnoliopsida; Fabales; Fabaceae
Product: DNA-directed RNA polymerase V subunit 1-like
Exons: 19
Coding region: 261-6509 (2082 amino acids)
Biological process (GO): DNA-templated transcription
Cellular component (GO): RNA polymerase II, core complex
Molecular function (GO): DNA binding
Source: RefSeq, a predicted model, not a curated record